AUGGCCCUGCCGUCCAAAGUCUACCAGGUCCUAGUCGGCGUCUUCGCUGCCCUGAGCUCGUUCCUCUACGGCUACGACUUGACCAUUGUCGCAGAGGUUGUCGUUAGCCAGUCCUUCAAUCGCAAAUUCCACCCCAGCGUCGACGAGAUCGGCCUCGUCGCCUCCCUCCUCACCGCUGGUCCCUUUGUCGGAGCCGCCCUGGCCGCCACUACCAGCGACUUCCUUGGUCGCCGCGUCAUCAUCGGUACGGGCGAUGUCAUCUUCUGCCUCGGCGGUGCCCUGCAGACAGGCGCGGAGAACUAUAGCUAUGUCAUUGGCGGCAGGUCCAUCAGUGGCUGCGAUGUCGGCAUCCUCGCCAUGAUCAUCCCCUUGUACCAAGCAGAGCUGGCACACCCGGAUAUCCGAGGCCUCGUCACGGGCUUGCAGCAGUUCAUGCUCGGCGUUGGUGGCGUCUGCGGUGCCUGGAUCAGCUACGGCACCUACAUCGGCUUCACGAACGACCGCCAGUGGCGCAUCCCCUUUGGUCUCCAGAUCGUCCCUGCCGCGCUCCUCGCGGGUCUCAUCGUCUUCUUCCCCGAGUCGCCUCGCUGGCUGAUCAAGAAGGGCAGGUCCGAGGACGGUCUGCGGACGCUGGCCAGACUCCACUCGGCCGGCGACACCGAGGAUGUUUGGGUCAUCAUCGAGCACCAGCAGAUCCAGGACUCGGUGGCGCACGAGUCUGAAAUCGAGGCCAAGUCGUACACAGAGCUCUUCCGCGACCGCGCCAACUUCCGCCGGGUGGUCAUCGCCUGUGCCAUCCAGGCGGCCACGCAGAUGACGGGCAUCUCGACCAUCCAGUACUACUCUGUCACCAUCUUUGCCCAAGGCGGCAUCAAGGGUGAAGACACCCUUCGAUACCAGGCCAUCAACUCCGUCAUUGACCUCAUCAGCGAGGACCUGAUCAUGCUCUUCAGUCGACAAGACGGGUCCACCGUCCUCAUGGCCAUGUUCCCAGCCUCCGCGAACAGCACCGGGGCCUAUUGGGGCUUCAUCAUCAUGACCUGGCUCUUCAACUUCUGCUUCUCUAGCAUGGGUUCUCUCUGUGCGUAUCCCCCUCCACUUGGUAAGCCCAUCGGAUCACUUACCGACGAACUAGCCUGGGUCAUCCCCGCCGAAAUGUACGACAACCAGACACGCGCCAAAGAAGUUGCCCUGGCCACCAUGGCCUCUUUUGCAUUCAAUACCAUGAUCGGACAGGCUACGCCCCUCGGGAUGGCCAACGUGGGCUGGCGCUUCUACAUUCUCUUUGUGGUGACCAAUAUCACCGACGCCCUCUUCUUCUGGUCAUUUCUCCCGGAGACCGGCAAGGUGCCGCUCGAGGAGAUGAGGCGUCUCUUUUCCGAGUCGCCCCUCUUUGUCGGCAGCAGGGAGACGAGCCAGUAUUUCACCCCCAAUGCUUCGCAGCUGGCCCACGAGCUCGACGAGAAGCACCAGGUCACGACUGUGGAGUAA
Molecule: messenger RNA, 1491 nt
Organism: Emericellopsis cladophorae
Lineage: Eukaryota; Fungi; Ascomycota; Sordariomycetes; Hypocreales; Bionectriaceae
Exons: 7
Coding region: 1-1491 (496 amino acids)
Biological process (GO): transmembrane transport; carbohydrate transport
Cellular component (GO): membrane
Molecular function (GO): carbohydrate:proton symporter activity
Source: RefSeq, a predicted model, not a curated record